AUGAAUCCACCCUUGUCCCUACAGCCCAUCCCCACCAGUCCCAACAGUGACUCCAACACCCCACCCAACAGCAUGGGGACCAUGGGGAUGUCCUCUACGCUGGACAGUGGCCAUGACGUCUUCAUCUUGUCCCCAGUCUCUGGCCUUUAUGGACACAGGUGAGCCAUACAUACAGCUACUGUUCACUUCACUGUUUAGUCCUGUAGUACCUGACUGAUCUUCUCCAUAACCAUACCUGUCAAUCACAGAGACGAGAUAGGUAUCAUGUCCUGCGAUGACAUCAACAAGUACAGUCUGGAGAAGAUGGGUAUGAAGGGUUCGGAGUCUCCCAGCUUCUACCUGGACCAUGAUGGGGGAAAGUACUUCACGUUGGUGGAGGAGGACUGUCUGGCCCUGGGGCAGGAGUACGAGACCAGGGGCCGCUCCACGGGGGUCAGGCGGAGGGACAGGACACCCACCCAUGGUGAGUCACACAGCCCAGAUAUGUAGCACUACCAACAAACCACCCUUUUCCCUCUGGGCAGUAGUGUAAUGUUAGAGGAGCAUUGAAGGGUGGAAUUCCAGGCAAGGCGGGUAGCUCCCCUCGCCUGCCUUCAUUUAAGCUCAUUAUCAUACAGUGUAUCCAGCUGUGAAUGGCACGUGGAGAACGUACAGUAAAGCCCCAUGGCAAUUGCUAUGCAUAGAAGAGAUUAUUAUUAUGCACCCCAGCGUAUUUAUGUUUCACAUAAACCUCUCCCUCUUACAGUCCAGUCCAGCCCCACCCCACCCCCACCCCCACCCCCACAGUCAGACGGCCCCUUCCCCUGUCAUUUCCCCUUCAUCAUCAUCAGCACUGCAGCUGUAGGAUGGCCAGCAGCAGGAUGAAUAUUCUACAUGCCACCUCUGUCUGCACUUUACAUAAUGAGCUCAUUCACAUUACUGCAUGGGAUGACUCUGGAAUCUUUUGUGAGUGACACACUGUCUGCCAACACUGAGACAAGGAAAGGAGGCCUUUGCCAGCCGUUGAUAAUGUACAGUAUUCUAUUCGUCCAUCUGACAGAGAGAUGGCGAUGCAUUGUUUCAGCCCCCUCCUGGCUGUUGAGGCUCUGUUGAGGCUCAGUUUGUCGUGUAUUGUACAGUGUGUAGUGGUGCAGGGAUAAAUCCCUUUGGCUCUGCCAGACGGAGUGUUUUUCAUGUUAACAGCCUGCCAGGGAAGUGAGGGUGGAUUGCUUCCAAGCUCAUAAUGGCUCCAAGCAGGGUAUGCUCCGCUCAUCCCAGUCUGUGGAGGCACCAUGUGCCAUGACAAGGCUCCAUCACAGACUCUCAUGCUCACACUUUCACACACGUGCAACAAGCCUACCAUUUUCCCUUCACUCUAAAGAUGACUUAUUUUCAACUGGAUUCCCAUGCUAUCACCUACUCCUCUUAUACCCCUUACUGCCCUGCCUGCACUUUAACCUCUGUCAUGCAGACAUCCACCCACGCACAGCCACUCCUCUCUCACCAUCUCUCUCCACCACCCUCUCCUAUCCCUCUCAGUGAGACAGCCCCCCCCCGUCUUCCCUCAGCUCCUAGCUCUCUCUCCACUCACACCUCAGCUGACAUGCUACUUGGACUUCUUUCCAGGUGACCUCAGGCCAGUUUCCAUGCCAACGGAUUACAACUGGAUGGCAGAGACAAAGGAGCCAAAUAUGUACAAGAGAGGUAGCAGAGGUGGGUCCUUCAGUUCAGGUAGUCUCCCCAGUCCCCCCCUUAAAUGCUUUGACUUAGAGAAGGAAAUAGCUUUUGCUUCACUGCGUCUGCAAAGUACAGACGCACAAUGAGGACCAAUCACAGUCCCCACUUUCAAUAACACAUGACUAAUCGUCUGCUUCUUUGGUAACCUUUUAUUAAUUUCACUGGAACUGCCACACAUACACUGGUUUCUUUAGACAUUACCACAGAAUCUUGACAGAAACAUGAUUGCGCAUUUAGAACUCUUUUCAUGAAGCUAUCACAAGAAGCUCAAUCAAUUUUAUUUGAACAAAAUUAGAUUCAAUCAGCUAAAUAGAGACAACAUCUUCAUGUCAGGCAUUAAUUCAGUUGAAAACCUAAUCUUUGUUUUGCACGUGGCUGAUUUCAGUGUUGUUUAGGUUCGUGAGACUAUGUAUAGCAGUUAUGUUGAGUGGGCUGUAGUGAUAGCAUCUCACUCACAUGACUUGUGUUAUAAAUAGCAAGUGCAAAAACAUAUCUGCCUCCCUCUGCUCUGAAACCACACACUGUUGGGGCUUGCCCUCACUGAUGGGAGGUCACGUAACAGAGGUUGGUUUCUGUGGAAACAUGCUGGUCUGUGAGAAUGGGAAACAUUACCUCAGGACUGCUCUCACUUUGACUUUCUUUUCCAUUCCAAAUGUUGUUUCACUAAACCCUUGGUAAGAGUUUGUUUUGCCGUCAAGCAUUUGAAUGUGAUAGGCACUCUGGGCCUCCUAAUUAACAAAUAAUUACCUCUCUAGGCUUCCAAAUAACACAACUUUGCACCCUCUUUCUCUCCCUCCCUGACCUCUGCUAGAUUCAGACAACUCCCUGCUACGUUACCUGAAUGACGACAAGAUCCUAGUAAUCCAGGAGGAGCCGGACGUGUCCAGGGAAUGCAAGCGGGACACUGGGCGGCGUUCCCGCAAGAAGAGCCACAACCCCAGCAGUCCCAGCUAUCCCAUCAGCCCAUCCCUGCUGGCCCCGCCUGUCAGACUGGAUUCAGGACCCCCAGAGGGCCUGCCCUUCUCACUGCCUGAGAGCAACACUGUGCCAAUGUACCAC
Messenger RNA from Coregonus sp. 'balchen', 2775 nucleotides. NCBI's taxonomy places the organism in Eukaryota, Metazoa, Chordata, Actinopteri, Salmoniformes, Salmonidae. The record is from the annotation of a GenBank genome assembly.